Messenger RNA from Scophthalmus maximus (turbot), 4310 nucleotides. RefSeq names its product vinculin. The transcript is spliced from 21 exons. Gene Ontology annotation, biological process: cell adhesion. The record is from RefSeq and is a predicted model, not a curated record. Gene Ontology annotation, molecular function: actin filament binding; structural molecule activity. Bases 188 to 3382 code for a protein of 1064 amino acids. Gene Ontology annotation, cellular component: actin cytoskeleton. NCBI's taxonomy places the organism in Eukaryota, Metazoa, Chordata, Actinopteri, Pleuronectiformes, Scophthalmidae.
GGGAGUAGUUGUAGUCGUCGCACCGGAUGGUCGAACUGUCCAGGGACAAACAAGAGCUACCGGGAUAGUUUGUUUCAAGGGCUUUUUUUUUUGUGUGUGUAGCGGGAGUUUCGGGAGUAAAACCGCCUUAAGUGGUCGGAUAUCGAAUCCCCUUUUCCCUCUCGGAUAGUGAACUAAAGUUGCCACCAUGCCGGUGUUCCACACGAAGACGAUAGAAAGUAUCCUGGAGCCGGUGGCCCAGCAGAUCUCCCACCUGGUGAUAAUGCACGAGGAAGGCGAAGUCGACGGGAAAGCUAUCCCGGACCUGACGGCGCCGGUCGCGGCCGUGCAGGCGGCGGUUAGCAACCUCGUUCGGGUGGGGAAGGAGACUGUACAAACCACAGAGGACCAGAUCAUGAAAAGGGACAUGCCACCAGCUUUUAUCAAAGUGGAAAAUGCGUGCACGAAGCUGGUGCAGGCUGCCUCCAUGCUGAAAGCCGAUCCGUACUCCGUUCCUGCUCGGGAUUACCUCAUCGAUGGCUCCCGGGGCAUCCUCUCUGGGACCUCUGACCUGCUCCUGACUUUUGACGAGGCCGAGGUCCGCAAAAUAAUCCGCGUAUGCAAAGGCAUCCUUGAGUACCUGACAGUGGCAGAGGUGGUGGAGUCUAUGGAGGAUCUGAUCACGUACACAAAGAACCUGGGACCAGGCAUGACAAAGAUGGCAAAGAUGAUAGAUGAGCGACAGCAGGAGCUGACUCACCAGGAGCAUCGUGUGAUGCUGGUCAACUCCAUGAACACAGUCAAAGAGCUGCUGCCAAUCCUCAUCUCAGGUAUCAAAAUAUUUGUAACAACCAAGACAUCUGGCAGCCAGGGUGUGGAGGAGGCCUUGAAGAACCGUAACUUCACUUUUGAGAAGAUGAGUGCCGAGAUAAACGAGAUCAUCAGAGUGCUGCAGCUUACAUCUUGGGAUGAGGACGCCUGGGCCAACAAGGACACAGAGGCCAUGAAGAGGGCUCUGGGGCUCAUCGACUCAAAGAUGGGUCAGGCUAAGAACUGGCUGAGGGAUCCAAACGCUCAACCCGGUGACCAAGGCGAGCAGGCCAUUCGACAGAUCCUGGAUGAGGCCGGGAAAGUUGGUGAAUUGUGCGCUGGGAAGGAGCGCCGAGACAUUUUGGGCACGGCCAAGACCUUGGGCCAGAUGACCGACCAGGUGUCUGAGAUGAGGGCCAGAGGUCAGGGGGCAGCCCCAGCCGCCAUGCAGAAGGCCCAGCAGGUUUCCCAAGGGCUUGACGUGCUAACUGGCAAGGUGGAAAAUGCUGCUCGCAAACUGGAAGCUAUGACUAACUCCAAGCAGGCGAUCGCCAAAAGGAUUGAUGCCGCACAAAACUGGCUUGCAGACCCCAAUGGUGGCCCAGAGGGAGAAGAGAACAUCAAGGCCCUGCUCAUCGAGGCCAAAAAGAUUGCAGACAUGUGCGAGGAUCCAAAGGAAAGAGAUGAUAUCUUGCGCUCUAUUGGAGAGCUUGCUGCAAUGACUGCCAAGCUCUCUGAUCUCAGAAGACAGGGUAAAGGUGACACUCCCGAAGCCAGAGCUUUGGCUAAACAGAUCGCAACAGCUCUGCAGAACCUGCAGUCCAAGACCAACAAAGCUGUGGCCAACAGCAGGCCUGCAAAGGCAGCUGUUCAUUUGGAGGGAAAGAUCGAACAGGCGCAGCGCUGGAUCGACAAUCCCACAAUAGACGACAGCGGUGUUGGCCAGGCAGCAAUCCGCGGCCUGGUGGCAGAGGGCCGCAGGCUGGCCAACGCUCUGCCGGGGCCUUACAGGCAGGAGCUGCUGGGUAAAUGUGAGCAGGUGGAGCAGCUCAUGGCCCAGCUGGCCGACCUGGCCGCCCGUGGCGAAGGGGACUCCCCUCAGGCCCGUGCUGUGGCUCAGCAGCUCCAGGAGGCCUUGAAAGACCUUAAAGGGAAGAUGCAAGAGGCGAUGACUCAGGAGGUGUCUGACAUCUUCAGUGACACCACCACCCCCAUCAAGUUACUGGCAGUGGCUGCCACAGCGCCCCUGGACGCCCCCAACAGAGAUGAGGUGUUUGAUGAAAGGGCUGUCAACUUUGAGAACCACGCCAAUAAGCUUGGCACCACUGCAGAGAAGGCCGCUGCGGUCGGCACGGCCAACAAGAGCACGGUGGAGGGAAUCCAGGCUGCCGUCAAGUCAACAAGAGACAUAACACCACAAGUGGUGUCUGCGGCUCGUAUCCUGCUGAGAAACCCUGGCAACCAAGCUGCGUAUGAACAUUUUGAAACAAUGAAGAAUCAGUGGAUUGACAAUGUGGAAAAAAUGACAGUUUUGGUGGACGAGGCCAUCGACACCAAAUCUCUACUGGAUGCCUCAGAGGAGGCCAUCAAGAAGGACCUGGAUAAGUGCCGUGUGGCCAUGGCCAACCACCAACCUCAGAUGCUGGUCGCCGGCGCCACCAGCAUCGCCCGCAGAGCGAACCGCAUUCUCCUGGUCGCGAAGCGAGAGGUGGAGAACUCUGAGGAUCCCAAAUUCAGGGAGAUGGUGAAAGCUGCUUCGGAUGAACUUAGCCAGACAAUUUCUCCGAUGGUGAUGAACGCCAAGGCUGUGGCUGGAAAUAUCCAGGAUCCAAGUCUUCAGAAGGGCUUCCUGGACUCAGGUUAUAAGAUUCUUGGGGCUGUAGCAAAGGUCAGGGAGGCCUUCCAGCCGCAAGAGCCAGACUUCCCACCACCUCCUCCUGAACUGGAACAGCUUAGUCUUAACGAUGAAGCAGCACCACCCAAGCCUCCUCUUCCAGAGGGUGAGGUACCUCCCCCCAGGCCUCCUCCUCCUGAGGAGAAAGAUGAGGAGUUCCCUGAAGCUGGCGAUAUGGCUAAUGAGCCCAUGAUGGUGGCGGCCAGGCAGCUCCACGAUGAAGCCCGCAAAUGGUCCAGCAAAGGAAAUGACAUCAUCGGCGCUGCCAAGCGAAUGGCCUUGCUCAUGGCAGAGAUGUCACGUCUGGUGCGCGGAGGCGGCGGAAACAAGCGUGCCCUCAUCCAGUGCGCCAAAGACAUUGCCAAGGCUUCUGACGAGGUCACACGGCUGGCUAAGGAGGUGGCCAAGCAGUGUACCGACAAGAGAAUCCGGACCAACCUGCUCCAGGUGUGUGAACGCAUUCCCACCAUCAGCACUCAGCUCAAAAUCCUGUCCACAGUCAAGGCCACCAUGCUGGGUCGUACCAACAUCAGCGAAGAGGAAUCAGAGCAGGCCACUGAGAUGUUGGUCCACAAUGCUCAGAACCUGAUGCAGUCUGUGAAGGAGACCGUCAGGGAGGCCGAGGCAGCUUCCAUUAAGAUCCGGACAGAUGCAGGUUUCACCCUUCACUGGGUCAGGAAGACCCCCUGGUACCAGUGAGAGAAAGGCCCCCUGUUCCCCUGCCUCAUGCUGGAGCUGCCCAGCUGUCCAUGAGGACCCUGAAUGGGCAGAUAUAUACUGUAUCAGAGCUAUGAUAUCCGUGCCCUUCACUCUAAUAUGGGUUUCAACAUUAGUCCCAGGUCCUGUCUGUAACUGUUACUGUUGCUGUUCUAGUAGAAUGUAAACAAUGGGACUAUCAGUACGAGUUAUGGGUUAGAUUCUCACUGGGAACGUUUUUUUUUUCCUAAAGUGUGUAAAAAAAUAUGUUUUAAAGCUUAUUUUGACAAAUCCCAGGAAAUAUAUAUAUUUUGAUUAGCGGUUGGAUUUCAUAUAAUGUGAGGUUGAUUGUUUUUGAUCUCUUCUAGACACAAGCCACAGUAAGUUAAAUUUAAAUAAGAUUUUCUCAAGAGGCAUUUUUUUUAUAUCUUUCUACUGAUAAUGUAAUUAUUAUCAUUGACUCACCUUUUUGCUAAUAAAAGCACACUAUAUUUAGGAGUCGUUACAAGUACAAUGUAGGCCUUCGCUCAGAACACACUAAAUAUAUCCAGUGGUAUUACUGUAUGUCUGUUUACAGUAUUCUUUAUUGUCAAGUGAAACAGAAACACUGUUCCUUAUUUGACCUUUUGUAAUGCAAUUGUUGUGAUGUUUAUUUUCUUCAAAGUUCUGCCAAAGACAGUCUGCCACGACCUUUGAAAGUAAAGCUGUCGACCUUUGGUCAUCGAUUGAGUAUAAGGGCUACUUACUUACACAAGCUAAUUCAAGAAAUAACUACAAUUUCUAAUGCAGGUAUAGAUGAAAACUGCUUUCAAGCCUGCAUUCAAGUCAAUCUAUGUUUGGUUUCACAUGUUGCUUUGAGAUUACAUGCAAUAAACAGGCUUGUGCAAGCGCAUAGUUUGCUCACGCGUCAGGCCGGCUCUGCCAACAGAAA